Messenger RNA from Heterocephalus glaber (naked mole-rat), 7972 nucleotides. RefSeq names its product baculoviral IAP repeat containing 3 (gene Birc3). Lineage: Eukaryota; Metazoa; Chordata; Mammalia; Rodentia; Bathyergidae. Gene Ontology annotation, biological process: positive regulation of protein ubiquitination; regulation of cell cycle; negative regulation of necroptotic process. Gene Ontology annotation, cellular component: nucleus; cytoplasm. The record is from RefSeq and is a predicted model, not a curated record. Gene Ontology annotation, molecular function: cysteine-type endopeptidase inhibitor activity involved in apoptotic process; ubiquitin protein ligase activity.
UUAGUACCGCUGGAGUUCCCCUAAGUCUAAAAGGAAAGCACCAGCGCACAUGCAAACCACCGGGAGAAGGGCAGGACGUCAAGCUUUUAAAGGCAGCAGGGGACUCGGCCCACAGCGGACAGGCCUGGCGACAGGUGUGAAGAAGACGCGGCUCGACCUUGCUGGUGCGCCGCGGCCGCUGGACAGCGCUGCUGUGAGGGCUUACAAAGGACGAAAACUAUUCUACUACUUCUAGGCUUUUUUUCAGUUUCUUCUAUAAAUCAAAACACUUCAAAAUGGAGGCCUAAAACUCUAAAAAGGGACUUAGUCUAAUCUUGGGAGGUAGUUUUGUGCAUGAAAAAACAAAUUAAUAGCUAAUUGGAUUUUUUAGUUUAACGUCCAAACAAUGUUAAUUUAAAAAUAUAAUUAUAUGAGAUAUAACUGUAAUGAUUUUGAUUUUCAAUUUGAUUUGUGGAAGUAAAGCGAUUAUAGUGGAGGCAUCUUAUUGAAGCACUCUUUUCACAGUUGGCUGGGCAGUCUCCCACACACUUCUCUAUAGAGCUGAAAAAAGUAUGUGCAUUUGGUAAAGAUUUAAAAAUGAGUGACAGUUACCCAGAACAAAGAGAUGAUCAACCUUCUCCAAGAUUAGAGAAAUAUUCAAAUGAAGCCUUUGACAUAUUAAAGGACUUCUGCGAUGACAAAGAAUGUCAAGAUCAAAAGUUUUUGAUAGAUAGCACAAAUUUAGAAAAAGCAAAAAAGGUAAACAUGAGGAUUAGUGAAGAAAUUAUCCACUGUGUACAAGUUUAAAAUUUAUUUUGUUCAAAUCGGCUGUUAUCUCUGGGGAUGAUGAACCUGAGAAUGGAUGGUUCAGUGGUUACAUCUGGGGAAAUGAACAAAUUUACUCAGAAAGAAAACUUAUAUAAAGAAAAAUUUUGUAACAGUGUAUAAAAGUUUUGGCCAUUGAAGGGAAUAAUAAAGUUAGGCACAAUAACUUAUUGUAAGGGAAGUAAUCAUUGGUAACAAGCUGUGAUGUUUCUCUUGCUACCUGGAAACCAAGUGUUGAAAUCGGCACCAUAGUUGCAAUUCACUGGUAGGAAAAGCACAAUGACUUGUCUAUUGGUAGUUGCUAGAACAAUGGUAGAACAUAGCUUUCCAUCAUGAAAAUCUAGCUUUGUGAGUCAGACACCUGAUAUGCAGGUUGAGUGAAUGCUAUGGGGAUGCAUCCUUGAGACCUGGAGAAGCUGACCUACUCCUGAAGAUAUCCAAAACAAAAUGGCAUACUGAUGACCUAAAACACUUUAUGCUUCCAUGCAGGAUUUUAGUUUUCAUCACAGGUUAUUAUGUAGCAUCAUAUGUACAUUGUACAUAUAAAGAUUAUGCAAAGGUACACUUGUACAUAAUUGUCCCUUAAAAUAUAACUGUAUAGGAUUUAGAACCUCACCAAGCUGAAACCCUAAAUGUACAGAAGAAAUUAAAGAGUUCUCAUUUUUGAUGUUCAGCUUAGUAGUCACACUGAUUAAAUCAAAAGCCAUGCACAAAACUACCUCCCCAGAGAAAGACUGGUCCCUUUUCCUCCCCAUCCACUUCAUUAUGAAUGUAGUAGAAAAUAGCCCCUUCUUAUCAAGUUUGAUGAAAAGUGCCAACAUGUUUGAGUUGAAGUAUGACUUUUCAUGUGAACUCUACAGAAUGUCCACAUAUUCAACUUUCCCUGCUGGUGUUCCUGUCUCAGAAAGGAGUCUUGCUCGUGCUGGUUUCUAUUACACUGAUGUGAAAGACAAGGUCAAAUGCUUCUGUUGUGGCCUGAUGCUGGAUAACUGGAAACAAGGAGACAAUCCUAUAGAAAAGCAUAAAAAGUUAUAUCCCAGCUGCAUCUUUGUUCAGAAUCUAACUUCAGUUAACAAUUUGGAAGCUAACUCUCAGCCUUCUUAUUCUUCUUCAGUAACAAAUUUCACACAUUCACUACUUCCAAGUUUGGAAAAUAGUGGCUAUUUCAGUGGGUCUUAUUCAAGCUUUCCAUCAAGUCCUGUAAACUUCAGAGCAAAUCAAGAUUUUUCUGCCUUGAGGACAAGUCCCUACCACUCUGCAAUGAGUACUGAAAAAGCCAGAUUACUCACUUAUCAAAUGUGGCCAUUGACUUUUCUGUCACCGACAGAUCUUGCCAAAGCAGGCUUUUACUAUAUAGGACCUGGAGACAGAGUAGCUUGCUUUGCCUGCGGUGGAAAACUGAGCAAUUGGGAACCAAAGGAUGAUGCGAUGUCAGAACACCGGAGACAUUUUCCCAACUGCCCUUUUUUAGGAAAUCAGCUUCAAAAUACUUCCAGAUACACUGUUUCUAAUUUAAGUAUGCAGACCCAUGCAGCCCGCUUCAAAACAUUCUUUAACUGGCCUUCAGGUGUUCUAGUUCAUCCUGAACAGCUUGCAAGUGCAGGUUUUUAUUAUGUGGGUCAUAGUGACGAUGUCAAGUGCUUUUGCUGUGAUGGUGGACUGAGGUGUUGGGAACUGGGAGAUGAUCCAUGGGUAGAACAUGCCAAGUGGUUUCCAAGGUGUGAGUACUUGAUAAGAAUUAAAGGACAAGAAUUCAUCAGUCAAGUUCAAGCCAGUUAUCCUCAUCUGCUUGAACAGCUGUUGUCUACAUCAGACACCCCCGAAGAUGAAAAUGUGGAGUCACCAAUUGUUCAUUUUGGACCUGGAGAGAACCAAUCAGAAGAUGCAGUCAUGAUGAACACACCUGUGGUCAAAGCUGCUUUGGAAAUGGGCUUUAGUCGACGCUUGGUAAAACAGACAGUUCAGAGUAAAAUCCUAAGCACUGGAGACAAUUAUAACACCAUCAGCGAUCUUGUGUUAGAUUUACUUAAUGCAGAAGAUGAAAUAAGGGAAGAGGCGAAAGAAAGAGCAAAUGAGGAAAAGGAAUUAGAAGAUCUAUCACUAAUCCGGAAGAAUAGAAUGACACUUUUUCAACACUUGACUUGUGUAAUUCCAAUCUUGAAUAGUCUACUAAUUGCAAAAGUGAUUAAUGAACAAGAACAUGAUGUUAUCAAACAGAAAACACAGACAUCUUUACAAGCAAGAGAACUCAUUGAUACUAUUUUAAUAAAAGGAAAUAUUGCUGCCACCAUAUUCAAAAACUCUCUACAAGAAAUGGACCCAAAGUUAUACAAGCAUUUAUUUGUGCAACAAGACAUAAAGUAUAUUCUCACAGAAGAUAUUUCAGAUCUACCAAUGGAAGAACAGUUGAGGAGACUACAAGAAGAAAGAACAUGUAAAGUGUGUAUGGACAAAGAAGUGUCCAUAGUGUUUAUUCCAUGUGGUCAUCUAGUAGUAUGCAAAGAUUGUGCCCCUUCUCUAAGAAAGUGCCCUAUUUGUAGGAGUACAAUCAAGGGUACAGUUCGUACAUUUCUUUCAUGAAAAAGAUAUAGAAAUUUUUCUAAACUCUAGAAUUAAUCGAUUAAGUGUAUUAUAAUUUUAACUUUUAUACUGAUUUUAUUUCCGUUAAAACUUAUUUAUUUAUAACUCAGAAAAUUUUAUAUAAAGACAUUUAUAUAAAUAUAUAUGUCUUUGUCACUUUCCUCAUUACUGGAGUAAAAUAUCUGACACCUGCAACUCAAAGGAGGGGAGGUUUAUUUUGGCUUAUGGUUUCAGAAGUUUUCAGUCCAUGUUCAGAAGGCUUAAAUAGAAACAGCAUGGCUUAAUAAAGGCUUAAUAGAAACAGCAUUGUGUAAGGAUCAUAGUAACCAGGAAGCAGAGAGAGUGAAGGAAGGAGCUAGCGAGGGAGAUACACCCUCUUUCAGUGACCUGCUUCUUCCAGUCAGGCACCACUCUCCAAUAGCAUACUCAGCUGCUGAACUCAUCAGUAAGUGAUUCCAGUAAAUGACUCAGUAAAUGAUGAGUACAGUGCCUCCAUGAUCCAGUCACAGCCUGCAGGUCCCACCAGUGAGCACAUGAAGCCUUUGGGUACAUUCUUGGUCCAAAACAUAACAUUCUACCUUGGUCCCCAAAAGACUCGUGUACAUUGCUUUUUUCUUUGUGUGUGUGUGUGUGUGUGUGUGUGUGUGUGUGUGUGUGUUGCUAAGGAUUUUGUACAUGAUAGCAAAGCAUUCUACCACUGAGCUAUAUCCUUAGCCCCUUCCACAUCUCUUUAUGAAAAAUGUACUUAGCCCAUCUGUAAGAGUCACCAAAGUUUUAAUAAUUCCAGCAUUGCUGAAAAGUCCAAAUCCAAAGUCUUCUCCGAGACUGAAGGCAAACUCUUAUCUGUGAGCCACUGUAAAACUCAAAAGGAAAGUUAAACACAGCCAGUAUAUAAUGGCACAGGAUAGACAUUCCUAUUCCAAAAGGGAGAAAUAGCAGGGUAGAGAGGAAUGGAACCAAAAUGAGACCUAAACCCAGCAUGGCAAACAUGAAAUCCCAUAGCUUUGUGUCAAGCACCCAGGAAAAAUGGUGACAAGAUGUGAGUCCAAAGGGGUUGGGUGGCCCCUCUCCUAUAGCAUUGCUGGUUACAGCCCACAUGGCCUCCCUCUUGGGUUGGCUCUGCUCACUGCCUGCAGCUUCUCUCCGAUGGUCAGAUUCCUGGCUUCACCAUUUUCAGGGAUCUCCACUGCAUUUUUGGCUUCACACUCACAUUUUCAUGAAAGGGCCUCUCAGGGGCACACUGCCUGGCCUUCCAGGCCUUCUUUUGAAAUCUGGGUGGAAGCUUCCCUGACCCAUAACUAUUGCAUUCUGCAUGCCCAUAAAACUAGCAUCAAGUGAAUGACACCAUGGUUUGCUGCCAAUUUGCUCACCAUAAAGGGUCGUGACCUAUACUCUCAUCACAAUAGGCAGAUUAAUAAGAGAAAAACAUAACAGACCUAUUUGGCAUAGUUUUAUGUGACUUGGGAGCCUUCAGAUUGAAGACUCCAAAGACCCAGGAUGAACUAUUUUUAUACUUGAGUGAAGUAGAAACAGUGGGUAGAAAUGUGAUUGGGCAAAAUGGGUAUGAGCUAAUGGAUAUAUUCUGACUGUUCAGAUUCCUAUUGGUCCCUCAGUUGUAGUAUUUCUUCCUCUAUAGUAUGAAAGCUUGCCCUCCCUCUCUCCUCUCCUCUCUUUUCUUCUGUACAAGGGAUUGAAUCCAGAGAGUUAGGCAUACUAGGAAAACACUCUAUUACUUAGCUACACUCCAGCCCUUUCUUCAUUUUUAUUUUUUAUUUUGAGGCAGGGUCUCCCUAAGUCACCUAGACUGGCCUUGAACUCAGAAUCCUCCUGCCUCAGCCUCCCAAAUAUCUAGGUUGCACCCACCUAGGUUUUAAUGUCAAACUCCUACACAGAAAGACAGAGGAAAGUUAAUAAUUCUAGUUUUGGGGAAUAAUUCUGGCUUUGGGGAAAAUGUGUCCAGGUUUCUAGGAUUCACUUUGGGGAAGAGGAAGCUCAGGAGAAGUUUAGAAACUACUGCAGAGCCCUUCGUUUUGGCUAUUGUUUUCUGAUUCCCAAUAACCAGAAUGUUCUUUCAUUUCCUCUUUCCUUGGCAAAUUCCUUCAUACUCCUCAGCCUGUUACUUUCUCAGAGUGCUUCUAUGACUUCUCCCUUUUUAGUUAUAUCCCUUUGUCCUGUAAUGGACACUUUUUUUUCAUGACAUAUCACAAUUUAUAUUUACACAUUUAUUUCUUCAGUGCCACAUUCUAAUGUCAAAUAGAAUUUUCACUAGCAUGAGAAGUAUGUGUUUUGUUUACUCCCAUGUAUCUAGGUCCUAGCAAGACUGACAGAAGAGGAUCUUAUUGAGUAAAUAAAUGAAUGUCUUCCUGUGAGUGGAGGUUAGCUGUGAGGGGGGAUUUCUUCCUCCUCCAACACCAUUGUUGAUAAAAUACUAAGGCAUAAUCAUUGAAAAACUGAGAAUCAUGGCCCAAAUUCUGUAAUCCUUUGGCUAUUAAAAGGCAUCUUUAGAGGGUGAAAGAUAAACCUGGUUCAAAGAAAGUGGGACUUGGAAUUAUUUCUAUCUGAUAAGGCAUGGCAUUUUAACUCUGGAAAGAGCAUAAGAAGGCACAGAUAUGCGCACUAGAAUGUUAAUAUUAACAAUAAUACACUGACAUUUAUUGAACUGCAUUGUACUGUCUUUAUAUUAUCUUGAGACUUACUGCAAUUUAAGAGAGAAAGAAGCAGAGAUAAAAGGUGCAGGCUUUGGGUUCAAAUCACAGCCAAAAAACUUGGGCAAAUUAUGAGAAGGUAAUUUUUUUUUUUUUUGGUCACCGGGAAUCGAACUCAGGACCUUGCUCUUGCCAGGCAGGCACUGUGCCGCUGAGCCAAAUCCCUGGCCCUUGGGCCAAUUAUGAAACAUUUCUGUGCCUCCGUGUGUUCAGUCUCUCACACGAUUAUUUUCUGUGAAAAUAAUCACAGGAAAGGCUCUUCCUGGACUUCCAUCAGCUUUUUGGAAUUCUUUUUUAUAUCACUUGAUAGGAAGUAUAUAUAGAAAGAACAAAGUUCUUUCUCCCUUGUGUUUGCCAGCAUGACUUCUAUCUCCCCAUUCCCGUCCCAUCAUGAGGGUUUUUAAAAUUGAGUUCGGGGAUCUGGGCGCAGAGGAAAGAGAAGUCAUGACCACAAGGUGGCAGUAGCAAGGCAAUGUGCGCCACAGUGGGCGGUGCUGGACAGGUUCCACGUAAGGAGGAAGUCUCACAGGGAACGCCUUUCCGACUCAGAGGUGUGGAGACACAGCCCGGCAACGAAAGAAGGAGAAGCAACUCCCUGGGAAGAGGGAACCACAGAGGAGCGUUCCUUGUCUAGACUGGCUCCCGCACAGAUCUGGGCAGUACCAGUUCCAGCAGAUACUUUCUCUGGUUGGAUCUCUGCUUCAAGCCCACCACGGCAUCUCUGCUGCGGGUGCAGCUCCAGCCUCACAGACGUGGAGUGGGUCAGCCUGCUGUGCUGUAAGGAAGUGUGGUCCUUCACAUUAUUUGGCUUAGUCCUCUAUGACUGCUUUUUUCUCUUCAUCAGGAAACAGAGCAGUUCUGCAGGACCAUCCAUUACAGAUGGUUGUGCCAGUGGUGAAGACAAAAGAAGGCUUUGAUUGCAUUUUGAACCAGAUUGUUUAAGUUGACUGUAUUACAGUACUUCUUCACAAUGGAGCAGCAAGCACAGAUGAGAAAUACCUUUCUACACUAGUACUGAGGGAUCUUCAGAUUUGAAUAUUAAGUGAAAAAGGUAGAGGGAAUAGAAAAAUAUAUGCAAUUUUAUUUUUAAAAUGAAAAAAUAAAUCAUAAAAAAUGUUGAAGUCAUUAUGGAACAGGAAGGAGUAGAGGGGAGAUAAGGAUUUUGGAACAAAGGAAAGAGCUAUACAAUCAAAAGGGGUUAGAGCUGGAGGUGUGUAGCUCAGCAGGAGAGCACAUGCUUAGCAAGUGUGAGGCCUUAGGCUCACUCCCCAGCACCAAAAAAAGAAAAGAGAGGAAGAAGUUGGGUGCAAUUAAAUAAAACCUAGAAUCCCUGAAUUUAAGUUGGAAAUUUCAGUUUAAAUAAUGUAUUUUAUUAAAAAAAGAAAAAGACCAAACCAAACCAAAUCAUUUUACCCAGCACUGUCCACCAAACAAGUAACUCAUUUAUACCACCACAGUCCUUCAGAUUGUGGUCUUUAAAUAGUUUCCCAUUAAAAGAAACAGCACUGUGAUAAGCAGUAUAUGAUAUAAUUUUUAUACUUCCCCAGAAGUCAGUGUUAUUCUUUUAUAGUACAAAACGGACAUGUUUGGGACACUGAGACUGAAUAGGUGUCAAAAGAGCUGCAAAAUGAAAAACAGAGAAAUGUUAGCAUAUCAGAGACAAAAAGUCUGUGUUGUGAAAUGGAAAGACAAAAAAGACAUCUCCUUAUUGUCAACUGUUCAUAAUACAGAAAUGAUAGAAAUUGAAAGAAAAAAAGAAACAAAAAAAAUACAUUACUUAUUGACUAGUUAUCUUUUUCUCACUAAUAUAUAAUACUGAUGUCAUAUAGCAAAUUCGUAUAUACAUAUAUGUGGGUGUCUUUAAAAAAUUUUUCCUUUAAUAA